GGAAAUGGAAAAUUGAAAGAUAAAUAGCGGAGCAAGAGGGGGAGAAGCCGAGUGAAAGCUGGGUGAUGCCGCUGGAUUCAUCAGUGUUUGGAACAAUUCCCAACAGCUGAGAGAGCGCAGCAGCACACCAUAUUUUGAAUUAAUUUUCUGCUGCAAUCUCUCUCUGUGCUGUUCACAUUCGUGCGAAAGUACUACUUUAAUCACUUCAAACUCAAAUCCCCCCAUCUCUCUCUCUCUCUCUCUCUCUCUCGGGCCGAGUUUGGAGAGCUGGGAAAGCCAUGAGAAAAUCCUUUGUUUUUCUGAGUUUGUCGACUCUGUUGGUCACUUGUGUUCUUCGAUUCCAGGAGGCUGACGCCGCUCCUGCGGGACCUUUGAUCAAACAAAUGGCGUCUCUUCUGAAAUGGCCUAGUAGGUCUUCCCCCAAAAUACCACUUUCAGAUGGAAAUCUCCUUCAAUUUGAGAGUGGGUACCUUGUUGAAACUGUUGUGGAGGGGAAUGAGCUUGGGUUUUUACCUUACAAAAUCCGAGUCUCAGAGGAUGGUGAACUCUAUGCUGUUGAUGCAGUUAAUAGCAACAUUCUCCGCAUUACCCCACCAUUGUCUCAAUAUAGCAGGGCAAGGUUGGUUGCUGGGUCAUUCCAAGGCUACACAGGGCAUGUAGAUGGAAAACCAAGUGAUGCUCGAUUUAGUCAUCCAAAAGGUGUAACCAUGGAUGAUAAAGGAAAUGUAUAUGUUGCUGAUACCUUAAAUCUUGCCAUCAGGAAAAUAGGAGAAGGAGGUGUGACAACAAUUGCUGGAGGGAAAUCAAAUGUAGCUGGUUACAGGGAUGGGCCAAGUGAGGGUGCAAUGUUCUCAAGUGACUUUGAUGUGAUAUAUGUUCGCCCUACCUGUUCAUUAUUAGUUGUUGAUAGAGGGAAUGCUGCUCUUAGGCAAAUCUCUCUUAACCAAGAGGAUUGCAAUUACCAGGACAGUUCAAUCUCUGCAACAGAUGUCUAUAUGGUUAUUGGUGCUGUCUUGCUAGGAUAUGUUUCAUCCAUGCUUCAACAGGGACUUGGACCGUCUUUUUUGUCAAAAGAGGUGCAAAAAAAUCAACCAGAAAGUGAAUCUCAAGACCAAAUGAGCAAGGAGAAACCCACUCCUAUUGUAGAAACCAUAAAAGAGGAGCAAGUAGCAGGAUGGCCUUCUUUUGGAAGGCUCAUAAUUGAUCUAUCCAAGCUUGCAGUUGAAGCAUUAGCCAGCAUCUUUCUCCACUUUAUUCCAUUCGGUUUCAGAAACAAGGGCUCCAAGAAUGGCCUUACUCCAUUGAAAGAUUCUCUCAUAAUGCCUGAAGAAAAAUCUGAGCCCCCGUUAGUUCAAAAGCAGAGAACUUCCACUCCUCUUCCUGAAACCCUGCAAGUCCAUACUCCAAAAGAUGGUGAAAAAUAUUCAGAAACGAAGCCCCCCAAAGUGAGAUCCUCCAGCUUCAAAGAUCCGUCUGUCUCAACCAAACAUAGAUAUUCAAAACGACAAGAAUAUGCUGAGUUCUACGGACCAGGGGAGGUACCUCCAUACUCCCAAUACAGAUCCAAGAGCCAGAAAGAAAGAACAAAGCAUCGCCAACGUGACAAAAGUGAAGUAGUUUUUGGAUCGGUUGGUUUGGAACAGAAACCUGUCGACUUGAAGGUAACGCAUUAUGAGGAUCCGAAGUUUGACCAUCGCAAUAUGAGGGGCAAGUACGGGGACGCGUAUCGCUUGGAUUAGGCCGCAACCUUCCAGUGAUUGAUUCUUACAGCUUCUCUUUUGUGGUGGAAUUUAUGCGUGUUUCUUCUGGCAUUUUAGAAUUGCAUUGUGGUAUGUAACCAGACCUACCAGGAAAAGAGGGCCUGGGUUUUGUCUCAGUAUGUACUAGAUCCAGAUUGUCUCCUCCAACUUUGCUGUUUCCUUAUUCUGAUCAGUGUUUCCUGAGCCAGUUGUGUUGUUAGCUUCAUAAACAUGCCAGGAUUCAUUAAGGGAAGUGAGAUAGGAAACAUCAUGAUAAAUUAGCAUUACUUUGCAAUGAAAAUUAUAGUAGAAUGCCCCUGAUCA
Diospyros lotus (date-plum) is the source of this 2063-nucleotide messenger RNA. RefSeq lists its product as uncharacterized. Bases 279 to 1739 code for a protein of 486 amino acids. The record is from RefSeq and is a predicted model, not a curated record. The transcript is spliced from 7 exons. Lineage: Eukaryota; Viridiplantae; Streptophyta; Magnoliopsida; Ericales; Ebenaceae.